Euleptes europaea (tarantolino) is the source of this 1129-nucleotide messenger RNA. Its product is annotated as RNA binding protein fox-1 homolog 1-like. Lineage: Eukaryota; Metazoa; Chordata; Lepidosauria; Squamata; Sphaerodactylidae. Gene Ontology annotation, biological process: regulation of alternative mRNA splicing, via spliceosome; nervous system development. The coding region runs from base 48 to 1121 and encodes 357 amino acids. Gene Ontology annotation, molecular function: mRNA binding. The transcript has 12 exons. Gene Ontology annotation, cellular component: nucleus; cytoplasm. The record is from RefSeq and is a predicted model, not a curated record.
GACUCCUUUUGGGACUGGGUGGUCGGCCCCGGCCUUGAUUAUGUGCCAUGCUGUCUCCUCCGGCUGUGGUUCUGCACCCCUACAGCCUGCCCGUCUACCCGCCGGCACCCCAAUGUUACUCCGGGCUGGUUCAGGGUAGCCCAGAUGCUGCGGUACCGCCGGCCGAGGCCAUGACACAGACGUUCCCGGCCCAGUACCCUCCACCCCCUCCCCAGCCUCGCCUGCCUCCGCAGUACCACCUCCACAGCACCCCUCCAGAGUACCCGUCGCCAACAGCACCGGAUCAUGGCCUGCGCCUCUUCCCCGAGCAAGGAACGGCUGCCCCGGAACCGUUGCCUCCACCCCCUGCGCCGGAAGAAGUCCCCGCGCCUGAGCUCUCCCCUGAGGUGGAGGAUGCCGAGAACGGAGAGAACAAAUCCCAACCCAAACGCCUCCAUGUCUCCAAUAUCCCCUUCCGUUUCCGCGAUCCAGACCUGCGGCAGAUGUUUGGGCAAUUUGGGAAAAUCCUGGACGUGGAGAUCAUCUUCAACGAGCGUGGCUCUAAGGGCUUCGGCUUUGUCACUUUUGAAAACAGCCAGGAUGCCGACCAGGCGCGGGAGAAGCUGAACAGUAGCAUUGUGGAAGGGAGGAAAAUUGAGGUCAACAACGCCACGGCCCGUUUAGUCACCAAGAAACCCCCAGCGACACCUGUGGUGAAUGGAUGGAAGAUUAAUCCUGUUAUGGGUGCUGUGUAUGCCCCUGACCUGUACACAGUGGCUAGCAUCCCUUACCCCAUGAUGGCCCCGGCUGCCCUGGCCUAUCGCGGGGCUCUCCGGGGACGUGGCCGAGCCGCUAUCUACAAUCCCAUUCGAGCAGCCCCUGCCCCCUCGCCGGUUCCAGCCUACGGCAGCGUGCUGUAUCCGGAUGGUCUCUACAGUUCUGACCUCUAUGGCUACCCUGCAGCUUACCGAGUGGCCCAGACCCCUGCAGCAGCUGCAGCAACGGCAGCCGCCUAUAGCGACGGGUAUGGACGGGUCUACACUACUGCUGAGCCUUAUCAUCAUGCGAUGACCCCCGCCUAUGGAGUCAGUGCCAUGGCCAGUUUGUACCGCGGAGGAUGCAACCGCUUCACUCCGUACUGAGGGACCAA